UAGAACUUAGACGUUUUUAUUUAUUGUCAUAGUUUUUCCUGUUUAAAACGGUUCCUCAAAAAGUAUGACUAAUUUUUGAAUAAUAAGAAAGUGCAGUUAGACACAAGGCAUAUUUUUAAAUGUACCUUUAUAAAAGGUAAAUUGGAGAUAUACAAAUUGAAAAGACAAGAAAACUGAAGAAUCUAACGAUCAGAAAGUCUAGUCCACCUCCUUUCAGUACUAAAAUCAACUGGUGCUAUAACUGUUCACAAUGAUGUACGAUUUCCAGACCAUCGCUCAAUACACCUGCUUGUCAUGUGCAUUAGCUUCUCUAUGUAUAUUAUGCCAAGUGUCUUAUACAGUCUCAGAAUACUCGCCAUACGAGACUUACAGUAGCUCAGAUAUCAGAAACCUGUUUAGUCCCCAAUCUGGGUAUGAUGACGUCAACAAAUAUGACGUCAACAAAGAAGACGAGUAUCUUCCCGUCGAUAAAAGAUACGCCAGCUUGUCCUAUUAUUAUGGCGGAAGACCCAGAAAUAAAGGCUCUCCAAGAUACUAUCAUAACAGAUAUUAUCGUUCUAGAUAUUACCAAAACUACCAUAAGCCCUGGAUGAAUCUAGACGACAGGGAGUGCUUCCGAGAACAAUGCCAGAUGGAUAAUGACUGCUGUCGAAGGUACAGCAAAUGUGAUCGCUCUGCGCAUGUCUGCUAUAGCUGCUGGUAUGGACACCCUUGCAGGAAGUCACGUGACUGCUGCGAACGCUAUCCGCACUGUGAUAAAACCCUUGGGAGUUGCACAGCAUAGCUAACUAAACAAAUGUUUGAAUACUACCACAACGCUUGUCUGACAAGGUUUUAGAUUUUGAACAUUGUUUAUAUUUUAUCUCUAUUUUAAAAAAAAUAUUCGCCAUAAUGACCAUGUUAUUAUUGAGAUUCCUGGACUGCUAUGUAUGUUAUCUGCAUUGUAUUAUAAUCACGAGAUACGUUCACCAUACCUUUGUACUUUGUACUUAGCUUUAAUUACAAAGUGGAUCGUACAUUGAUUUAUAAGGCUUGAAUGUUAAUGUAUUUCAAAGACAUUUAUCAAGUUCAUGAUUUGAAUACAAUGUUCUUGAGACAACAUUUAUGGCUGGUUACACUGCUUUUAAGUGCGUUGCGACAGUUAUCUUCAUCCUGGUUUGAAUGCAAACUAUUUAUGACAAUUUGUCCAAUUUUUAAUACUGCUUAUGAUGAUUUAAACGAUAUUUUAAAUAUCCUUUUUGCUUCUCAGAUUUAGAAUUAUACUAAUAUGCUACCGCUACAGUAAAGAUCCUUGUCGUAACCUUUUACUAACCAUUUAAUUAUUAGGUUUUAACUGAAAUAGUUCCUAUCGCUUUCUGCAUUGAAAUGAUAGUGGUAUAUAUCUUACUGGACAAAGGUGCUAAUGUAAUGAAACAGUGUUUGACGAUAUUCUAUGGUUUGAUUAUUGUUUAUAUUUUGUUGUUAUUUUAAAGGCACUCGCCAUUAUUUACAUGUCAUUGUUGAAACUUGACUGUUGCGAACGCCAUCCGCAUUCUGAAACAAGACUUGAUACGACUUAAUGUAACGCAUACAAAUUUGAAUUAUUGUCACGUGAGCUACCAAUUAAGGAAUUGUAAUCUUCUUAAGAUUUAUCGCUAUUUUGAAGACCCUUACUUUCUUUAUCUUUUUGCUAAGAUACGACUGAGAAUAUCUUAUGAGAUUCUGUUUCACCCCCUCCCCCCCCCCCUCCAUAUCAUUCUCCUAUUUGAAUACAAUGUUCGUUGAGAUAUUGAAAUGUGGUAAUAUCUUUCCUUUAUUUUAAAGACCAUAACCAAAAUUCGCAUUAAGUUAUUAAACAAAUACAAUGUUCGACAGAUAAAACAUUCGAUCUUGCACCUAACUGAUAGUUACCUGUAUCUUCUUUUAAAAGACCCUUUCCGCAAUUCAUUAGUAAGCCUGUUUAGUGACUGAUAUUGUCGUUAAAUGAAUACAAGCAAUUCAACAGAGCAUUGAAAAUGUGUUUUUGCGAAGAAUAUAUACUAUUCUUAAUAUUCUGCGAUACUCUACUCAUACAUGUCUCUUUUUGUGAUGUAAUUUGUUACUGUUCUGUAAGAUUUAAAACGAAAUUUUGCUGUAGCCUGUUUUAAGCUUGUAAAAAAUAUCAUUGCUGCUGCAAUCAAAAUGUGCAUAAGAACACAUUGUUUGCUUUAUAAUAGCUAUUUUAUUAUCAAGUGAUAUCAUUUUAUCAUGGCGAAUUAAAACUUGAACUUUUUCUUCAACAUUUAAAGCCCUAUAUUUGGUAAAUGUUUAAAGAACUUAAACGGGAACAGUAAAUCGUUUACUUGAAUUGAAUUACAAUGAUCAUAGCCCAAUCAUUUAGUUUUCACAAUAUAUGUUUUGGCUGGUUCGUGUCUCUGUAAUCAUUGCGUUGUCAUUUUUAUUUAGACAUCAUGACCAACCAAAUAUAAACAAAAAUUGUUUAGGAUGCCGGGAAUCUUAAUUAUGGAUGCCGGCAUAGUCCUUCCUGUAUGCAUAGUUAAUGAAAGUACCGUAAAUCGUUUCUUAUUUAAUGAAUUGAUUGUACGAUUGUUGCUUGUGUUCCAUUUGUUUGAUUGUGUCCUCUCUUUUUUUAGUUUACAUAGCCAUUAAACAGGGUUUGUAUUUAAUUUUUUGGCUACUGAGCUUGUUUCUGUAGCUUUUCAUAUAACUAUUUCUAUUAUUGUAUUGUAUUUAUG
Molecule: messenger RNA, 2714 nt
Organism: Mya arenaria
Lineage: Eukaryota; Metazoa; Mollusca; Bivalvia; Myida; Myidae
Exons: 7
Coding region: 251-784 (177 amino acids)
Source: RefSeq, a predicted model, not a curated record